CCCGCCUGCAGGUCGGAGUGCUUCGCUGCGCUGCGUCCGGGCUACCGCAUGCGGCGGAAUCCGCUUCAGCUUCAGCUUUUCUCCUUCUCUCACCCCCCCUUCCCUGCACCCCCAUCAUCCAGCCGACAAACCUUCAGGGAGCUUUUAGCAUUUGUUCGGUCUGAGGUCUCUGGAAAACAUCUGAUUCGCUUUUUUUCUAACCAGUCCCAGAUGCGCCGUUCAGCGUGAGAGUGAACGCGUCUGAGCGCGUCAGUGUGAGUUUUGUCAGCGCAUGAGAAUUAGGAGAGAAGAUCUGCAGGGGAGGGCAAGAGAAGAAGAGAAAGGAAGAAGAAGAAGAAGAAGAAGAAGAAGCGUCUGGACUUGUUUCUCCCCUCUGACUGUAACCUUUUCGGUAUGAACGCAGAUACGUGCGUCUCAUACUGCGACAUGACAUCCAUGGACUCUUAUUACAGCGCGUCUCCUGCGCAGAGCAGAGACCACCAGGCGAAUCCUUUCAGGACUUUCCAGACCACCGAAACCAAAUACAGCCCCACGUUCAUUCCGGGUAAAGGCUCCCGGAGUCCCUUCCAGACAGAGUGCCAGUCACUGGACGGAGCCGAGGAGAGCAACUUUAACAAAUACCAGCUCUUCAUGCAGCGGCCGAGCUGCAAGACUCCACCCGAAGGCGGCAAACUGCACCCGGACAGCGGACACAACGGGACGCUCAUCCCCUGCUACGGAAAAGACAACAGUGGCCUGACAGAGUCUGAGCUUCCGCCAAGUGUGGAUCCUCCUGGGAUGGAGGGCAGCUACCUGAACCUGAAGGAGUCCGUUGUGAAGGGGCCAAGCGAGCGAUCGGGGUCCGACCUUUCCAGCCCGCUGGAGAAAAGCGAGGCGGAGAGCAACAAAGGCAAGAAGAGACGCAACCGCACGACCUUCACCAGCUACCAGCUGGAAGAGCUGGAGAAAGUUUUCCAGAAGACGCACUACCCAGACGUUUACGCUCGCGAGCAACUGGCGCUGAGGACGGACCUGACAGAGGCUCGGGUUCAGGUGUGGUUUCAGAAUCGCAGAGCCAAGUGGAGGAAGAGAGAACGUUUUGGCCAGAUGCAACAAGUGCGCACACACUUUUCCACUGCUUACGAACUUCCACUUCUCACGCGACCGGAAAACUAUGCACAGAUCCAGAACCCUUCGUGGAUCGGGAGCAGCAGCGCGGCCUCCCCGGUGCCAGGCUGCGUGGUGCCGUGCGACUCCGUCCCGUCCUGCAUGCCGCCUCACCCUCACGCUCCCGGAGGCGUCUCCGACUUCCUGGGCAUGCCCAGUCCAGGCAGCAGCCACAUGGGACAGACACACAUGGGCGGCCUGUUCGGGGGCGCCGGGAUCAGCGGGGGGAUCAACGGCUACGACCUCAACGUUGAUCCCGAUCGCAAGUCGUCCAGCAUUGCUGCGCUGCGGAUGAAGGCCAAGGAACACAGCGCGGCCAUCUCCUGGGCGACAUGAUGGGGCCCGGCCCGGUCCGGCCCGGUCCCCGCGAUGGGCUCGUCUCCGGAGCCGCCGUCAGAGAGCACUGAGAAGGACGAGAGAGGGGUUUUCCUGAAGCACUAAUGAUAACACAAGUCAGAUGAAGAGGGGGAGACGGAGGAGAUAAGAGGGGCCACAACAGCAAGCCAGAUAACUGUGACGAGGAAUAUUCUGCAUUUAGACAGAAAUGCAGCUGUGCGACUUUAGAGAAAGAAAAAAACCCAGCAAUUAUUCACAUUCUUGAUAAAGAUGCAUAAAGUGCCUUAAAAAUAAUAACAUUUCUCACUGUAGUGUCUUAAUCUCACACUGAAGACCCAAUAAUGUUAAGAAACAAGCUUUAACCAAAAUCAUCAAUUCCUUUUACAGCAUUGCGUAAAAUCAACUUUUUCGAGCGUUGCAUCAUGUUCUGAUGUUCAUCAGAAACAUACCUGCAGGUGUACAAAGGCCUGGGUGGACUAAGCUCCGCCCACGAGAACAAAGCUCCUCCUAUGAGCUGCAGUUCCAGAUCUUCCGCCUCACAGAGCAGCCCUCCCCAACUCAGCUCCUUCAGACUAGCCAGCAGCAACUAGCAAACACCUGGUUGGAACUGCAUUUCUGCUGCACUCAGUGAAACGCAGAUAAAAACGUUGUUAAAGGGUUAAUAGAGGAGCCGUGUUGUGAUCACUUCCUGAACGGCGGAGUUUCAGAAAGAGCAGGAGCUUUUUAAAGAGACAGAAGCCCAAUUUCACAUUCUGUAUUUUUAUAACAACUCAAAGAAACAUAGUUCAUUGAUUGUGCUUUAUAAUUGCCUGGAAAAUACACAACAUGUAAUUGAACUAGCAGAGGUGAUGAAAUCCCUGCAGCUGGAUUUGGUGUAAAACAAAGAAUGAAAAAAGUGUUUCAUGCCUGAUAUUAGGAUCUGUGAUGCUGUGUCUUUGUGUCACAGACUCUUUGAAAUCUGAUAUAGUUCACCAGAAAACUCCAACUGAUUGGACCUUUUAACAAGAUAACGAUCCAUAACUAGAGGUCAGUUCACAUUGAACUGGUUCACCAGACAGAAUCAACCACCUAAUAUGAACUAAAUCAUAAAAGAAAACUUUAGAAAAUCUUAAGCUCCAACCUUGUGAAUGUAAAUAGAAGGAUAAAUAUGUUUUUUCUAACGUGGAUUAAUGUCUUUAAGUUAAAGGCCGGGUUUUUCAGUGUGAGAUUUGCUACUGCAGUGAAAAUUAAUUCAUUUUAAGACUUAAGUACAUCUUUACAGGAGCACAUAAUUCCUUGAUCUCUCAGUUUUGCUCCCUUCAAACCAUAAUAAAACAUCAGAUCACACUACACAGCCAUUUAAGAUUCAUGUAGCUUUUUUCCUUCAUUAUAUUUUCACUGCAGCCGUCCUGCUGCACUCAUAACGGAUGCCUCUUCAGUCUCUCCUCUGACUGCAUAAGCCUGUUUAAGUGUGUUUCUAAACAAAGCUGUCAUUUUGUAAGCUGUCUGAGAACAAGUCCGCUCCCUGUGAGCAUUCCCAGACGCACGCGCUGCGUGGAUAGUUUACAUCCUGUCACUUUCCAUUGCAAACUGCAAUUAUGACAGAAAACAAUCAUUUCGCCCAAGCCUGUUGCUGGGAGUUCAUCUCCCUGCAGAGAAGGGCAAAGGUUUAGCGCAGCAAGGUGAGGGUAAUCAAACUGGAAACAGAAACGGUGCGUCAAUCGAGUCUGGCUUUGUAAGCCGGCGGUAAUUUCAGACCAAGCUGUCAUUUCCCCUCCCAGAGUCGCCUCCACGGGGCUCAGGCCUCCAGUUUCAGGAAACAGAGCGCCUGCUGGCAGACACGCUGCAGCCACCGUCAACACCAGCCUGCCGCGCCGGCUUCAGUCAGCAACCGGCAGGAAGAGACAAACUUAAUUAGCAUCAGCCGGCGUUGUCUUACAACUAGGCCUGUCACGAUAACAAAUUCUGCUGAGCGAUUCAAAAACUAUUGCGAUAAUAAUAUUGCUAUUUUAAACUGAUGUAAUGGUAAUGCAAGAGAUGUCCUGCCAAAAAUAAAUACAAUUUAUUUUCAAAAGAGCAUUUAACACUGGAAAAACCAAAUUGGAAAUAAAAACUACAUUCAUAUGUAUGGUAUAUUAAGAUUCAUUAGAUUUAGAUAGAAAAGACGAGCAUUUACCUUACGACAAUCUCAGAACGACCAACGUUUUGAAGAUUGGACUUGCUGUAAUGGCGACCGACCGUCCUGCAGCUUGUUCCGACUGAUCGGGUCCAGUCGGUAGAACCUCUCGGCCGCUCCGAUCUAAAUAUUCAACACGUUGGAUUUGUCUUGGCCAGACUUGGCCCAACGCGCUGCAGUUGGGAGCGUCGGCCUCCGAACAGCUGACCCGGCGCGACCCAAAGUCCAGCAGAGACGAUACGCGGAAACAACAUGAAUGUUUAUUCAACAUUUCGUUCAAAGAGUACAGAAACUUUUCAGCAGUUCAUCGUUAACGUGACAUAAAUAGGUUAUAAUGAUUUAUUAAUUGAUUUAUUGUUAAUCGCGUCAGGCCUAGUGACAGGCUGCAGGCUGCAGACGUUCUGCAUGUUGGCUCUUCAGAGCCUGCUGCCUUGACGCUCCCCAACGGUUUUCUGUAACGCUGCGAUACCCGGAUCGAUGGCGUGGACCGGUCUGUGUUGCGAUGCCAGCAGCGGGAUGAACCCGGAGGCAGGAUCAGCGUUUUAAAUGAUCUCUCUUUAUGACAUGAGCUGAGCCACAUUCACUCUGCGCUGCAAAAACAAGACAUCUGACAAAGUAUCUUUUUGACUCCUUUAUGGUGCGAACAUCUCACCACGCUUGAGAUGAGACAAAACUAACUUACAAAUAACUUUCCAACACGACACAGGAGAAGAAAUAGUUCAAUGUUUGGGUUUCUGUUUCUAGAAAAUCAGCCAAAGAGCUUAAAAAAAAGACAUACAGCUGGUUUUAGGCAAAAAGUUUAUACUUUUUGGUGUCUGGAAAACGGCCCAUGUCAAAAUCCUCGGGGGGGGGGGGGAGGGGGGUCGUCAAAGGU
Messenger RNA from Poeciliopsis prolifica (blackstripe livebearer), 4511 nucleotides. RefSeq names its product homeobox protein aristaless-like 4. Gene Ontology annotation, molecular function: RNA polymerase II transcription regulatory region sequence-specific DNA binding; DNA-binding transcription activator activity, RNA polymerase II-specific. The record is from RefSeq and is a predicted model, not a curated record. Bases 394 to 1482 code for a protein of 362 amino acids. Lineage: Eukaryota; Metazoa; Chordata; Actinopteri; Cyprinodontiformes; Poeciliidae. Gene Ontology annotation, biological process: regulation of transcription by RNA polymerase II. The transcript has 4 exons.